AUUUUGAAGUAAAUAUUUGCAAGGGUCUUUCAGGCGGCAGCGGGACUCCUAUACCGGAGGUUUAGCCUAGUAGUUCAUUUUUAGUUUUUCGCAAUGAUGAGACUGGAUUCUAACGAUGAUGACGUGUCAUUGUUUGAUGCAGAGGAAAAUACGGGCAGUAAAUCAAAAAAGACCAAAAUAAAACAUCCAGUGGCAUCGUUUUUUCACCUGUUCUUCCGUGUGGCUGCCGUCCUGGUUUACUUGCUCUGCGAGGUUUUGAGUAGCAGCUUUAUCGCGUGCAUGGUCACCAUCAUCCUGCUCCUGUCAUGUGACUUCUGGACCGUGAAGAACAUCACUGGCAGACUGAUGGUGGGCCUCAGAUGGUGGAACCAGGUGGAUGAUGAUGGUAAAAGCCAUUGGGUGUUUGAGUCCAGAAAGGGGCCGGCCAAGCAGCUGGGCUCGGACUCAGAGUCCCGCAUCUUCUGGCUGGGACUCGUGGUGUGUCCCAUCCUGUGGGUCAUCUUUGUCUUCAGUGCCCUCUUCUCAUUCAAGAUUAAAUGGCUGGCUGUGGUGAUCAUGGGACUGGUGCUACAGGGGGCUAAUCUAUAUGGCUAUGUGCGCUGUAAAGUGGGCAACAAGACCAACUUAAAGAAUAUGGCUACUAAUUACUUUGGACGUCAGUUUCUCAAACAGGCAAUGGCUAAAGAAGAGGAAUCCUAGAGUGGAAGUACUCAACAUAUGUUUGCAUUAAUCUUAAUGCUAUUAUAUAGACUUUUACUAGCACAGUGAUGCAUAACCCCUUUGGAACAUUUCAAUACCAUUGAGGUAUUUUCCAAUUUGAAACAGCGAUUUUAAUAAUUCAGGACAAAAUUCCAAUGUCUGAAUGUGUUUUCCUAAACAGGUAUUCAAUUCACUCAAACAAACCUAUUUAAUAUAACUUUUUUUCUGUUGCAUAUUAACUUUUACUUUAGAAAAGGAAUCGUGUUUUUAAAGAUGGUUAUGGCACAAACAAUUUGUUUGUACAGUACAGUUGGUUGUAAUGCAGUAUCAAGUAUAAUUGUAAAUAUUUAUUUAUGUAAAGGAUGAUGUGGAACAUUGUGUGUAAAUACAUUUAUACCGUUUUGUGGAAAGACAUAUAUAUUUGAGUGAUUUGGAAUUAAUAGUAUCACAAUGACAUUCUUCCAAAUAUCUUUGUACUGUUCUUGAAACCUGCUGUGUAGAUGUUGGAUAUCAUGAGCCGUUACGGUAGCUGCAUGAUGAUGGCGUAUUUACAAUGUGCAGUUAAGAUCCACCAUGGACUUGCUUGGGUUUGAGAAAGGACAGUACGGAUUAACCUACAUGCGUUAAUGUCUUCAUUUAAAAUUGACAUCGAUAUAGUACGUGAGUGUGCUGUGCAUUUCUUCAAUUGUGAACUUAUUUCAUGCAUUCAACUGCUUUACUCUGUCUCAAGUGUGACAUCUUGUGGUAAGUUCACGCACAAAACGUCUACAUGUAUUCUUAUUAGAUUUGCCAUGGCCGUAAUUCAUGCAUCAAUUCUGCAAUAAACUUUUUAAACUGAA
This is a messenger RNA of Hypomesus transpacificus, 1538 nucleotides long. It is a transcript of the gene tvp23b, whose product is annotated as trans-golgi network vesicle protein 23 homolog B (S. cerevisiae). Gene Ontology annotation, biological process: protein secretion; vesicle-mediated transport. The transcript has 7 exons. The coding region runs from base 94 to 699 and encodes 201 amino acids. Lineage: Eukaryota; Metazoa; Chordata; Actinopteri; Osmeriformes; Osmeridae. The record is from RefSeq and is a predicted model, not a curated record. Gene Ontology annotation, cellular component: Golgi membrane.